AUGGAAAUCUUGCAAAUGGUCGUACCGCACACAUCCACGGAAGAUCUCGCCACAUUUUUAACUCAUCUGACCACCUACCUAUCGCCGGUCAGUUGUCCUUCCCGAAUUCUUAUGAAACGCGCAUAUCGUCUGCUGGAGCUGAUCUGCUCUGGAACUACUAAUUCCACUCGAGAAUACGUAUCCACCAAUUUGGAUUCCAUUCUUGUUAUUAUUCAUGGAUUAAAUAACUCUAUCGAGGCAACCCCGCCCGUCUUGAAAACGACACCAACCAACAUCCCCGCAGAUGCGAUAACCAAUCAACUGGCUAGCCUCUCAUUUAUUGGCGCUAGAAAAUCAGGCCGGAAAAAGGCGCAGGGUCGCAUACCCUGGAAACCCCGGUUGCGUUGUUUGUACCAUCUAUUGUGCCACCUGGUUUCACAGGAACAGAGUACACAAACGGAUUCAGCUUUCCACAGCUCACGUCUCCGAAACUUUGCAAACAUGUUCCUUCCUGAGAUACUGGCUGCCGUUUGUGAGGUAAACCGAAUAGUGCGCGAUUUGGCCGGUCGUUUGCUCGUCAACUUGGUCAUGGCAUUUGCCGGUCAAACACCAGCAUCGGCUAGUGCUCUUCCCGGCAGUUCGUCUACUGCAGCCGUUCUUGACACGAAAACAGUUCGCAGCCUUGGUUGUACAAACGAUUCGGACGACAGUGAUAUGGAAACCCGAAGUCAAGCUGCUUCUCUGUUCGGUGGGUUCACAUGCACGGACGAAGAUGAGAUUCGAUCUACGAUAUCCAUGCCUCGUGGUGGACCACAAUCGCUACAAGUAUGCCAAGCACUUAAUCUGGUGAUUUCUCGCCUUUGGGGCUGCUUACCACCACACAUGCCUGUGGCUUCCAACUCGUCCGAGCUUUCCACACAGGAAUCGGCCAGCCGUGUUGUUUGUCAUUUGCUGCAACACCUGAAAUUCCGACGUGCUUUAGCAUUCAGUCUCGGCUCGGAUUGCCCGUUGAGCAGCAAAAUCGCAUCUGGUAUUCUUUCUGAGGCAUUAUUGGCUGCUAAACAUCUGUCAUCUUCCCCACACCGUGCACUGACUAGAGCCGGACUUCAGUUAAUCCGACUUUUACUCGCAUUUGUCGGUCUUGGUGCGGUAGGCCUCACCGAUUUGGCCAAAGACCCGGUUGGUGUGUAG
This is a messenger RNA of Echinostoma caproni, 1170 nucleotides long. NCBI's taxonomy places the organism in Eukaryota, Metazoa, Platyhelminthes, Trematoda, Plagiorchiida, Echinostomatidae. The record is from the annotation of a GenBank genome assembly.